This is a messenger RNA of Contarinia nasturtii (swede midge), 4262 nucleotides long. It is a transcript of the gene Sra-1, whose product is annotated as cytoplasmic FMR1-interacting protein. Gene Ontology annotation, biological process: regulation of actin filament polymerization; axon guidance; cell projection assembly. The record is from RefSeq and is a predicted model, not a curated record. Gene Ontology annotation, cellular component: synapse; neuron projection; SCAR complex. Bases 198 to 4061 code for a protein of 1287 amino acids. Gene Ontology annotation, molecular function: RNA 7-methylguanosine cap binding; small GTPase binding. Lineage: Eukaryota; Metazoa; Arthropoda; Insecta; Diptera; Cecidomyiidae. The transcript has 10 exons.
GUUGUUGUACGUGAGCAAAUCGUUCUGUCUUUAGACAUUGCUUAGUUGUGUCAACAAUAAAUUAGUAUUUUAUAUCAUUCAUGGGUGUGUAAUCAAUUCUCCGCAUAAAUAUUUUUUGUGCAAUCGCAUUAGUUAGAAAUUGUGAAGAAAAUCCAUAAAAAUUCGCUCAUUUAGUGAGCAUUACGCCGGAAUCGAAAAUGACAGAGAAAAUCACACUAUCGGAUGCACUAUCAAAUGUCGAGGUAUUGGACGAGCUACCAUUACCCGAUGAACAACCAUGCAUCGAAGCACAACCAUGUUCAGCGGUUUAUCGUGCCAAUUUUGAUACAAACUUUGAAGAUAGAAAUGGUUUUGUCACCGGCAUUGCUAAAUACAUCGAAGAAGCCACAACACAUGCUCAAUUGAAUGAGUUACUUGAUGAAGGCCAAAAACAUGCCGUUAUGCUGUACACUUGGAGAUGUUGCUCGCGUGCAAUUCCACAACCAAAAUCGAACGAACAACCGAAUCGAGUUGAAAUCUAUGAAAAGACCGUCGAAGUUCUUGCACCAGAAGUCAAUAAAUUGCUAAAUUUCAUGUAUUUUCAGCGUAAAGCGAUUGAAGCAUUUUCUGGUGAAGUAAAACGUUUAUGUCAUACAGAAAAACGAAAAGAUUUUGUAUCAGAGGCUUAUCUGUUGACAUUGGGAAAAUUCAUCAAUAUGUUUGCCGUAUUGGAUGAAUUAAAGAAUAUGAAGUCAAGCGUUAAGAAUGAUUACAGUACGUAUCGUCGUGCUGCUCAAUUUUUGAAAGUGAUGUCCGACACUCAUACACUCCAAGAAUCGCAAAAUUUGUCUAUGUUUUUGGCCACACAGAAUAAGAUUCGUGACACAGUUAAAGAUACACUUGAAAAAAUUCCGGGCUACGAAGACUUAUUGUCGGAUGUUGUCAACAUUUGUGUGCAUAUGUUUGAAACAAAAAUGUACAUUACACCCGAAGAGAAGCAUAUGCUAGUUAAAGUGAUGGGAUUUGGUUUGUUUUUGAUGGACAGCGAUUUGUGUAACAUCAAUAAAUUGGAUCAAAAGAAAAAACUACGAUUGGAUCGUAUUGAUCGCAUUUUCAAGAAUUUGGAAGUGGUUCCAUUGUUUGGUGACAUGCAAAUUGCACCAUUCAAUUAUAUAAAACGCAGUAAACACUUUGAUCCGAGUAAAUGGCCACUAUCGAGUUCAACAGCAAUUAGUCCACAGGCUGAUCUAAUGGUGCAUUUGCCACAAAUUCGAGACGAUCAUGUCAAAUACAUUUCGGAAUUGGCACGUUACACAAAUGAAGUGACGACCACGGUAAAAGACAAUCCAACCGAUGCUGAAAAUCGAAUAACGGCCGAUUUGGCAUUGCGCGGUUUACAAUUAUUGUCCGAAUGGAGCAGCGUGGUCACUGAAUUAUAUUCAUGGAAAUUAUUGCAUCCAACCGAUCAUCAUCAAAACAAAGACUGUCCCGUUGAAGCCGAAGAGUACGAACGAGCCACACGAUACAAUUACACGGAAGAAGAAAAGUUUGCAUUGAUUGAAGUGAUCGCAAUGAUCAAAGGAUUACAAGUAUUGAUGGCACGCAUUGAAACCGUUUUAUGCGAAGCAAUUCGACGCAGCAUUUAUGCGGAACUUCAAGAUUUUGUGCAGCUUGUAUUGCGCGAACCAUUUCGAAAGGCAAUCAAAAAUAAGAAAGAUUUGAUUCGAAGUAUUUUGAUGUCGGUGCGAGAAUCGUGCGCGGAUUGGUCAAAAGGAUUCGAACCAUCCGAUGAUCCGAUUUUAAAAGGAAAAAAAGAUCCAGACGGUGGCUUCAAAAUAAAUGUGCCACGCCUAAAUGUUGGCCCAUCAUCGACGCAAUUGUAUAUGGUACGAACCAUGCUUGAAUCAUUGAUUGCCGACAAAUCGGGCGGUAAACGAACACUGCGCAAAGACAUUGACGGUGCAUGUUUAUUGCAAAUUGAUAAUUUCCAUAAAUUAUCAUUCUAUUGGAAUUAUUUGCUCAAUUUCAGUGAAACAUUGCAAAAAUGUUGUGAUUUAUCACAGCUUUGGUAUCGUGAAUUCUAUCUUGAAAUGACCAUGGGCCGCAAAGUGAACAAAUGCACGGUUCGUCAUCAGCACAAUGAAGAAUGCAGUGAUUUGAUUACGAUGGAGAAACGUAUUCAAUUUCCAAUUGAAAUGUCAAUGCCGUGGAUUCUAACCGAUCACAUUUUACGAACGAAAGAACCAUCAAUGAUGGAAUUUGUUUUGUAUCCACUUGAUUUAUACAACGAUUCAGCACAUUAUGCACUUACAGUAUUUCGCAAACAAUUUUUAUACGACGAAGUUGAGGCUGAAGUUAAUUUAUGUUUCGAUCAAUUUGUAUUUAAAUUGAGCGAGCAAAUUUUUACGCACUAUAAACAAUUGGCCGGCAGCAUUUUCUUGGACAAACGUUUUCGCGUUGAAUGUGAGGUGCUCGGUUUCAAUUUUCAAUCGUAUCCGCGAAACAAUCGCUACGAAACAUUACUCAAACAACGACACGUUCAGUUGCUCGGACGCUCGAUCGAUUUGAACAAAUUAAUUACACAACGAAUAAAUGCCGAUAUGCAAAAGAGCUUGGAACUUGCCAUCAGCCGCUUUGAAUCGUCAGACAUUUCCGGUGUUGUGGAACUCGAAGGCCUAAUUCAAGUUAAUCGCAUAUGCCACAAAUUGCUCAGCAAAUGGCUUGCACUCGAUGAUUUCGAAAGUAUGUUGAAAGAAUCGAAUCAUAACGUUCUUGCACCAUAUGGUCGAAUUACACUGCAUGUAUUCGUUGAACUUAACUAUGACUUCCUUUCCAACUAUUGCUACAAUGCAGCAACAAAUAGAUUUGUUCGAAGCAAAGUGCAAAUAUCGUUUGCACAGGCAAUGCAGCGUGACAAACCAUUACAAAUGGCACAUCAUUAUCUAUGGGGCUCAAAACAAUUAAAUGCCGCUUACUCCGCACAGUAUGGCCAAUACACUGGUUUCGUUGGUUCGCCACAUUUUCACGCCAUGUGCCGAUUGCUUGGCUAUCAAGGCAUUGCUGUUGUUAUCGAAAUCAUAUUAAAAGACAUUGUUAAGCCGCUCAUUCAAGGGAACUUGCUACAAUUCACAAAAACUUUGAUGUCAGCUAUGCCAAAGUCGUGCAAAUUACCGCGAUGCGAUUAUGGAUCACCGGGAGUAUUGAGCUACUAUCAAGCACAUUUAGUCGAUAUUGUGCAAUAUCCAGAUGCAAGAACUGAACUGUUUCAAUUAUUCCGUGAAUUUGGAAACAGCAUUAUAUUUUGUUUACUAAUCGAACAGGCGUUAUCACAAGAGGAAGUAUGCGAUUUAUUACAUGCUGCUCCAUUCCAAAAUAUUCUGCCAAGACCAUUUUGCAAAGAGGGUGAAAAACCAGAAGCAAAACAAAAAAGAUUAGAGGCAAAGUAUGCUGUACUGCAAAUUGUUCCAAAUGUCGAAAAAUUCGGAACGGCGAAACAAGCUCGAAUUGCACGCGAAGGUGACUUGUUGACCAGAGAACGGCUCUGUUGUGGAUUAAGCAUUUUUGAAGUGAUUUUGGGCCGAAUCAAAGGCUAUCUGGAUGAUCCAGUUUGGAUGGGACCGCUGCCAAUCAACGGUGUCAUGCAUAUCGACGAAUGUUCCGAAUUCCAUCGUUUGUGGUCAGCACUGCAAUUUGUUUAUUGCAUUCCAGUUGGAGCCGGUGAAUACACAGUCGAAGAACUUUUUGGCGAGGGAUUGCAUUGGGCGGGCUGUGCUAUGAUUGUAUUGUUGGGACAGCAGCGUAAGUUUGAGGCAUUGGAUUUCUGUUAUCAUAUUUUGAGAGUUCAGCGAGUCGAUGGAAAAGAUGACACAGUCAAAGGCAUUAAUCUAAAACGUAUGGUAGAUCGUAUACGACGUUUCCAAGUGUUGAAUUCACAAAUAUUUGCCAUAUUCAAUAAAUAUCUGAAAAGCAACGAUAGUGAAGGCUCAAAUGUCGAGCACGUUAGAUGCUUUCCACCGCCACCACAUCCAACGAUGAUGACCUCGCAUUAUCAUGACCCAAACAAGCUACGGCCACAGAACUAAGCAGAUCGGUGAAAUAUAAUACAGCAUUAUUGGAUGAAUAGCAUUUAAGGAAUCACACAAAUUACAUUUAUUAUUAUUAUUUAGACGGCAAAUGCAUAAGAAAGAAAUGUCAAUGUUUCAACUUCAUACUAAUUUAAUAUAAAGAAAUACAAUAUGUUCGGAAAGUCUUUGCAAUAAAUGUUCGAAAAUUGAAAUUGAGAA